Messenger RNA from Meloidogyne enterolobii, 1038 nucleotides. Lineage: Eukaryota; Metazoa; Nematoda; Chromadorea; Rhabditida; Meloidogynidae. The record is from the annotation of a GenBank genome assembly.
AUGUAUUUUGUAGAAAGCGCGUCUCCCUCCUCUUUUUUAGCUAAACGUCUUUUCACUGAGGACAAGGAAGAUUUGUCUUCAGAGUUGGAAGAAGGUCCAGAUCCGAAGAGACGAAAAACUUUUGAAACAAAAAUUGAAGAAAAAAUAUUUGAGAAUCUCCCAAUCACUACAGAUUUGUACCAAUCAAAUGAUUUAUUAGCUACAAGGGCAACUUUUGUAAUGGAUGGUGUGAGACAUGAACGACAACAACCAUUGCCGUUAGGUUCAGACAUUGGUUAUUCUAGUGGGGAAAACAAUUCAGUUCACGAAAUAAUAUCAAAUGCAAAAUCGCUAGGAGAGGAUUAUCGUGAACAAUACAAAGAAAAUGAUGUAGACCCACCUCUAUGGGCCGAACAAAUUGCACAAAGCAAUGAAUUAGAAAAAAGUUUUUAUCGAACAGUACCUCUAGACGAUUAUGGAAUGACUGAUUUAGAUACAGACGAGGGAGGAUUUGGGCAAGAAGGAGGGAAAUAUUUGACACAAAAAAUAUUGCAAGAUUUUGAAGAAAAAAUUGGGCAGGGAAAACUCGAAUUAACUGAUUCUUUGAUUGUGCAUGUAGAUUCGCCUGAAAAUCGGCCGCUUAAUGAAUUUGAGGAAGUAAUGGAUUUAUUUGGUAAAGACAAAAUAUUCGUUAAUUCUGGACGUCCUUUUAGUGAAGAUGAUUGUGAAAGUUUGAGUACUUUUACAGAAAAUGAGCGUGAAAGACGUAAAAUAAAUACUCGAAAACGUUCAUUUAAACCUCCAAUUUUAUUAAACAAAAAUGAAGUUAAACAAAAAAUACAAAAUAAUCGACGUCGAAAAUGUGCCUCAGAUGCUCGUUAUCGAAAUUUAUCUGCUUAUAAUGGCUUUCUUUCCAAUGAUUUUGAAUGGGAUGAUGAUGCUUUUAUUGGUUAUCAAAAUAUUUCUGUUGAUAAUUCUUUUGACAAAUUGCCGGAUAUUCUUUUGGAUGGGGAAUUUAAUGAAACUAAAAAGGUUUUUUUAAUAUACAGUCUAAUCUAA